AUGCAUUCCACCCUCACAACCCUCUUCUUCCUCUCCACGCCCAUCCACGCCGGCAUCACAGCCCGAGUCUGGACGCAUUUCUACCCUAACUGUCCCGGCGAACCCUUCUCCAACCUGGACACAUACGAAAACUACGAAGAAACCGCCCCCUCCCAAUUAAUUACGACAGGCAUGUGCGCCAACAUCGGCGUCCCCUCCUACGAACACAACCUCGUCAGCGCAAUCUCCGUAGACGCAGAGCUCCUCUCCCAAGAACCGGGCCAUCCCUAUCCACCACAGACAGGACCAACCUGCAACAUCACCGUGCACGAAGUACCCGAGUGCGAGGAUCCACCCCUCAUCAACAAAGAACUCCGCCAAGGCGUCGAAGUAAGCCAAUGCGAGCCGCGCUCUUUCGCGGCAUACAGCGAAGUAUGGCUGCAACUUGUCUGCGACGACAAGAAUGAGGAGUCAUUGUCAGACCAGGGGGAGGAUAUCCCGCGGAUUGAGGGGACGGUGAACCUUGAGAAUGCGGAUAGCGCGGCGAAUGUGCAGACGCCCGGGUCGAAUUCGUUGUCGUGGUCGAAGGCUCAGACGGGGUCUUCGGGGCGGAAUCCUGAGGAGGAGGGGCGUGUGAAUAAUGAUGGGCAUGCGGAGAGCGAGAAGAUUGUGCAUGAUAUUAUGGAGAAGAUUCAGCAUCAGGCUGCUAGUAUGGUUACUGGGAAGCAUAAUGCGACCCAGCCUGCGUUGAAUGCGACUCUGCAUCAUGGGAAUGGGACUGCGGCUGGGAACAGGACUCUGUCGAGGAGAAAGUUGUCUGUCUUGCGCAAUCGCGUGGCUCGAUUGUGGUGA
Penicillium cataractarum is the source of this 831-nucleotide messenger RNA. RefSeq lists its product as uncharacterized. The record is from RefSeq and is a predicted model, not a curated record. The transcript has a single exon. Bases 1 to 831 code for a protein of 276 amino acids. NCBI's taxonomy places the organism in Eukaryota, Fungi, Ascomycota, Eurotiomycetes, Eurotiales, Aspergillaceae.